Exaiptasia diaphana is the source of this 3533-nucleotide messenger RNA. RefSeq names its product QRFP-like peptide receptor. The transcript has 4 exons. Lineage: Eukaryota; Metazoa; Cnidaria; Anthozoa; Actiniaria; Aiptasiidae. Bases 580 to 1623 code for a protein of 347 amino acids. The record is from RefSeq and is a predicted model, not a curated record. Gene Ontology annotation, biological process: G protein-coupled receptor signaling pathway. Gene Ontology annotation, molecular function: G protein-coupled receptor activity. Gene Ontology annotation, cellular component: membrane.
UCAGACAAAUUAGUACUUAAGAGCAAACAUAGGCGCAAAAUUGAAUCAGACCAUUUCARAUUACACAGACGAGAUAAGCAUAAGGAAGGGAAAGUCAGGACUGAGAAAACAGUACUGUAAACGCGUUCAUCAAACUACAAGCCAACCAACAAUAACGUGAUUGUCAUCAAAAGUAGUAAUCCUGUCUUUUCCAAUGCAAUUAAGAUUUUAGACUUUUGGACUUCAGUAAUUGGGUAUUGUCCUARGUCUGUGAUUCUGCAAAUUGAAACUUCGGCUCUGGCGUUGUCUUGUCGUAUUUCCGUAACUCCAGUGGCUCCAAAUUGCCUUCUGCGAUAACUCAGGUUUUGGCUGAGGAUUUACUACAAGUGUUUGGAACAAGACAUCCUCACUGUCGUCGGCAUCAAGUGAUCAAAAGAGGCUGUUUUAUAAAUAUACGGAUAUUUUUUCCGGUUAUUCAGACCAAAGUUACAUCGAACGAUAAAAGAGAACAACUCCUUCGUUCAUUGUCUUCAUCACAGCGUGAUUGCUAUUCUAACUUGGCAAGGAGAAAGUUUAAUUUCCUCCGUCAUCCUUUAAAGCAUGAACCAAAGCGUUUACUCUAACACGACGGCCCUGUUGGURCCCAGUACUUCAUUCGAGUUCCCUAAGGUUGCCAUGACUGCAGCAUAUUGUGUCAUCAUGUUUGUUGCCUUUUUUGGCAAUGUUCUUGUUAUUCACUUGGUUGCCACUCGUACCUACAUGMAGACUACUUUUAACUUUCUGAUCGUCAACAUGGCAAUCGCCGAUCUUCUUGUCAGUUUGUUCAUAAUGCCACUACAGAUCACAUUUUUAUAUGCUGGCCAGCAAUGGAUCGGUGGUGGGUUUGGAACUGUCUCCUGCAAGUGGGUGUACUUCUCUGGUUAUCUUUCAAUCGCAGCAUCAAUAAUUGCAUUAGUUUCCAUCACAUUGGACAGAUACUUUGCCAUUAUCUAUCCAUUCAAACAUUUACCGGUUAUACGUAACACUAAGAUUAUUACGUUAAUCAUUUGGAUUAUUUCAGCCUUGUAUAUGUCUCCUUAUUUGGUAUUGUUUGACGUUGACAAAUCAAUGGGUAACCAAUGGAACUGCCGUAUGAUUUGGACUGUUAUAUCAACAUCCCAAGAGACGCAGUUCGAGUUUGCGCGUAGCUACUUUAUGAUCCAGCUCAUAACACUUUAUGUAAUACCGCUGGUCAUUAUAGCAUGCCUUUACAUUAGGAUUGGUGUUAAACUCUCGUCACGAAAGAUUCCCGGUCACUCCACGGCUAACGUUGUWCGAAAAGCACAGAGGGCUAAGCGGAAGGUAUUGCGCAUGCUUAUCAUUGUAGUGGUUGUGUUCAGUCUGUGUUGGCUUCCAGCUCAUCUAAUACACUUAGCAAAGUUUUACGAGUCAGACUGGUUCAAAAACAUUAUAAGAAAAGCUCCACUUCUAGAGAGCAUUGCCUUUUUUCUUUGUCACGCAAACAGCGCCAUAAACCCAUGUCUGUAUGUCACGCUCAAUGAAAAGUUUAAGCGGGAGUUUUUAAACUUGAUGAGGCACUGUUUUCCAUGUAUCAAGCCAAAAGCUGAACAUUUUCUUCUGACAACGGUGGCAAGCGAGGCAUGAGACAAAUUAUGGAACGUUGAUUUAUCAAGAACUCAUCAAGACUGGCUGAUCUUCUCGAUUUCUACUCUACCGCGCUUCAACCAGUUUACUCAUGAACAUCAAUCAGUAUGAAUCCAGUCUUGAUCCCAGGCCCUUUUGUUUAUUUGUUCAGAGGUAGUUUGAGAUCGAUUCUUGGGCCUGUCCACUUGGCGAUGAUUUGUAAACGUAACCGAUAUCCUUAUCAGUGACAUUGAUAGAAUUAUUUACAAACCAAGAGAAAAUGAGGUUACAAACCGUUUACAAGUCGUUAUCGAGUGGACACUACUUAGUCAUUUGUAGAUUAAUCUAAGUGUUCCUGGGUACUUAACCAUCGCCCACAGAUAUCCGGAUACUUUUGAAAACAGAGGGUUUUUUUAUUACAGCGUAAGCACGUAAUCACCGCCCCGGCUCCCGCACGUAAACGUAUAUAUGCUCACGUACCAUGCAAAGCAUGCACUCUGAGUCAGAUGUUCGGCGUUUUUGAUUUUGUGCACACAAAUACAAUGAGUCACUCCUUUCAAGAAUCUUCGCUUUCAAGUGCGCUGUUUUUAAAAAACUCUCUUUCCGGUAACUAUAACACUAUCUACUUGCCGCUACGAAAGAUAAAAGGAAGAAGAAGCCCUUUUAGUUCAAAAAUAUCCUGUGGUGUGGGUGGGGUUUUACUGUGUAUUCAGCAUACAAGCUAAACAAGGGUAAUUGUAUGUAAGGGCAGUCUCCUUGGCAGCCUACAAGCAUGUAAGGGUUAGUCUCCUUGGCAGCCUAGGCUGCGAUAGAGACUAAUGUACGGUUAUCAUGAGGGAGAUUUGCAUUCACAUCGGUUUGUUUUAAAAUUAUCAACAAAAACACUUCGAAAAGCGAUCGAUGUGCUCAUGCACUAGAAAACAAUCAAAUAUAUACAAACACAAGUGCUUGCAUGAUUAGUCUUUGUUGACGCUUGGCGUUCGCAGUGAACUUGACCUAAAACUCGGCUCUGGUCGCUCUGGUAUCAUACCCGAGCAAACUGGGUACCGACACCCUUGAAUAGCUGAUAAGAAUCAGUAGAAAUCAGAAAUCAAAAGUAGAAUCAGUAGAAUAUCAGAAAUCAAAAGGUGAAAAGUUAAAAAAAUAGUAGUUAUAGAAUCACUAAUGGAAUACCGAUUACUAAUAGAGCUCUGAAGCUUUUACGUCAUAUGCCGUGCACGCAUUGCAUUGUAGGAUAUAUGGGACAAAACACGGCGGAUUUCUUUUGUUUUCUCUAGAAACUGAUCCCACAAUGCAUUGUAAAUCACGCAGGUGACGUAAAAGCUUCAGAAGUCUAUUUUACGGUACAAUUCCAAAGUGGUCGAACAAGGGGCUGCAUUCAGUAACUUUGGCAGGGGCAACUCGUGGAAGCAUUCACCAAUGUGCAUGUGUUUAUUUCUAAAAGUACUAUAUGUAACAUAAUUACGAUAAUUUUAAAACCAGAUAUGUUUCGGCUUCCACUAGAUAAAGUCAGUCUUCAGUUGUCAAAAGUUAUUACAAGUGAAUAGGAAGUUGUUACUGUAUGGAUAGACGGCAUUCAUAAAACUAAUUCAGCAGGUGCAUUUUACAAUGGCAAGWACGAUAUUGCAUAUUGAUUCGCGUAAAAUGCUUUACAGUGAAGUCAUUAAUGAUAACGAUGUGAAGUGAAGUGAUUCCGUUAUUUUUACUUUGACAUCAACUAAAAAUAGCUUUAUCAAAACCCGAAACAUGUCUUGAAAAGUGUGUUUUCUGUAUAUUUUAACGUUAUGCUAUGAAGGUAGAACAUUUACUAUGUAAUAAUAUAAUACAAAAUACAGCUUCAAACAAUGAAUAGUGGAACUAUGGCUCCUACAUUUGUUGAUUGUAUAUUCAACAUGAACGUUAUGUUUAUAAACGUUACCCGUAAUUUACAA